Messenger RNA from Prosopis cineraria, 2245 nucleotides. Its product is annotated as clathrin interactor EPSIN 1-like. Gene Ontology annotation, biological process: endocytosis. Gene Ontology annotation, cellular component: clathrin vesicle coat; endosome; plasma membrane. The record is from RefSeq and is a predicted model, not a curated record. NCBI's taxonomy places the organism in Eukaryota, Viridiplantae, Streptophyta, Magnoliopsida, Fabales, Fabaceae. The transcript has 11 exons. The coding region runs from base 274 to 1965 and encodes 563 amino acids. Gene Ontology annotation, molecular function: phospholipid binding; clathrin binding.
AAAGAAGGGAAGGGGGAAAAACGAAGGGCAGGACUUGGAUGAGUGGCCAAUGCCUCCAAGCCCCGAACGCGAAAUACAACCUCGCCUUCCUUCUCCGUUUUCCUCUGCAAACGCUUUCUUUCCGAUCUAAUCCAGCGAAGACCUCUAUUGUUCUGACUCAAAAGGCAUCGAAUUUCUUACAAUCAUACGUCCACCCUUCUGAAGCAUAUCAGAUCCACGACAUCCUGUUCUCUUUGAUCUGCGUCUUUUCGAAAUAAUCUUUCCGGAUCCACCAUGGAUUUCAUGAAGGUCUUCGAUCAAACUGUUCGAGAAAUAAAGAGAGAGGUGAAUCUGAAGGUACUCAAAGUUCCCGAAAUCGAACAGAAGGUUUUGGAUGCUACUGAUAAUGAGCCCUGGGGUCCUCAUGGUUCUGCUCUCGCUGAGAUUGCACAGGCUACCAAAAAAUUUACUGAAUGUCAAAUGGUCAUGAAUGUCCUUUGGACAAGAUUGGGUGAGACUGGAAAGGAUUGGCGUUAUGUAUAUAAGGCACUAGCUGUUAUAGAGUAUUUGGUGGCACAUGGAUCUGAACGUGCUGUCGAUGACAUUGUGGAACAUACUUUUCAAAUCUCUGCACUUUCUAGUUUUGAAUAUGUUGAGCCCAGUGGAAAAGAUGUGGGACUCAAUGUCAGGAAGAAAGCAGAAAACGUUGUAGUCCUUCUGAAUAAUAGAGAGAAGAUACAAGAGGUCAGAAAUAAGGCUGCUGCAAACCGUGACAAGUACUUCGGACUUUCUUCUACCGGAAUUACAUACAAGUCUGGGUCAGCCUCAUUUAGCACUGGUAGCUAUCAAAGCCAUAGCAGUGAUAAAUAUGGAGGUUUUGGUUCAAGUGACAGUGACAGGCAUAGGGAUAGUUAUAGAGACAAGGCUUACUAUGAAGAAGAAAAAACUGAGAAUUACAACCCUGCAAAAUCAAGCCAUGGGCACUCAAGUGACAAACAAGAAAGCUCCUACAAGAAGGGUACACGCACUAUCAGCCAAAAUAAGGAUAGUGUGCCAUCAAGAGUACCCAAGUCAUCUAGUAAUAUAAGUUCAGCUCACUCUCAAAGUUCAAGUUCAAAGGUGAACAACGAUGAUGACGAUUUUGAUGAUUUUGAUCCAAGAGGAACAUCUGCUAAGGUUUCAGCUGGAAGCUCUAAUCAGGUGGAUCUUUUUGGACAAGAUCUGAUUGGUGACCUCCUGGAUGCUCCUCCAACUUCUGUCCCCGCUGGAAAGCCUGCAGCAAGCAGUGUGUCAGAAAUUGAUCUCUUUGCUGAUGCAGCAUUUGUAUCAGCAGAGCCUCAUGUGGACCAAGGCGCUAGUUCUCAAUCACAGAACGAGGUUGAUCUGUUUGCUUCCCAACCGGCUGGUGCACCCUCAGUUACUGCAACAGUUGACUUGCUUUGUGUUUCUGACCCAGUUGUUCAACCGGACAGCAAGUUACAAAGCCCUGCUUUUAAAAAUAAUAGCACUGUUGAUCCUUUUGCUGCCGUUCCUCUUAAUAAUUUUGAUGGAUCUGAUCUUUUUGGUGAAUUUACUUCUCGUUCUGAUUCAGUAUCUGAACAGUCCUCCAAAGUUCCUAUCAGCGGCGGCAGCCAAGAUAAAAUGAAUGGUAAACCCUUUGCAGAGUCUAAAAUUCCACCUAAAAAGGAUGCUUUCCAGGUGAAGUCUGGUAUCUGGGCUGAUUCGCUGAGCCGUGGGUUGAUUGAUCUCAAUAUAUCUGCUUCCAAGAAAGUAUCCCUAACUGAUGUUGGGAUUGUGGGCGGAUUGAGUGAUGGAUCAGAUGAAAAGGAAAAAGGUCCUCCACAAUCAUAUUAUAUGGGAAGAGCUAUGGGAUCUGGAUCCGGUCUUGGUAUGUCUGGAUUCACUCCUUCACAGCCGGCUGGUGGGGACGACAUGUUCGCUAGUUUGAGCGGCCAGCAAUAUCAGUUUAGUGGGUUUCAAAAGUGAACUUUUCAGAUAUUUAUCUCUUGCCAUUCCAUCACAUCUUUAUUUCAUGUUAUGUGUGUUGGCAUUACGGAAGCUGUUGAGCUCUUUAGCAUGCUGGAUUUCGUUUAUAUAAAGAUUAGUCGCAGUUUGUGUCUGCAUUGUCUAUGCCGUUGAUUCCAAAGUCCUGUGCAGUGGCCAAAGUUGUGACACUGCUCCGAGUUGUAGAAUAUCCGUGCUCUUGACGUUGCUGUUUGCAAAAGCCAUUGAAUACUGAAAAUAAAAAUACCCUGUUAAGGCCUCA